GCGUGCCCGCCUAAAUCUGUGCCCCGGACCCUAGCAGGGUGAUGCGCGUGCCCGAACCUGACUCGAUAAUUGGGUAUAGCGGAAGUUUAGCAUUGGACUAAUAUACAAUAUAUAAAAUAUCCUAACAACCUUGUUCGAUUAUUAUCGGUGUAAAAUAUGAAAAAAAUUGCCUGGGAAAUCAUUGGAAAGGUGCAUAGAAGGUGCAUGGAAGAGGAUUAAGCCUUUCUAAACGCACUGGCAUUGCACAUCAAGAUCACCAUUCCGCUAGACGAGGAGAAUAAUUACUGGGGUUGUAUAUUUGUUUGAAGCAUUCUUUUGCAGACCAAUUAAGCUUGUCGAUGGAUUAUAAACAGCAUUGCAACUUUAAUACAUUUGAUCAAUUUUAACGGAGGCAGUCUGGAUGGCAAUCUGAGCGCGCAACGAUGCCAUGCAUCACCAUGCAUUUAUAGAAAUUUGAAUUAUUCUCCCGUCUCUGGAUCAGCGCACAGUUAAAUGAGAACAUAUCAACUAAAAGUAGCACUGUUUGUUGUUUUUCGUUUAGAUGUGGUUGGCCUCUCGCGAAUGUGUUUACGUUCUUCAUCUGAAGGAUUAGUAUAACAACAUUUCUUGUGGGCUAUAUGUAGCUCGAAGGCAACUGUAACCUAAUAUAAUUUUUGGGAGAUUCAUCGGGCUUGCAAUACAGCCACAUCAUGUAUGCUGGACGUAAAAGGAGAAAACCAGUCCAGAGAGCGGUGAAACAGCCCCCAUCAGAAGGGGCCAAGUCGAACCCCUCCAAGCGCCACCGGGACCGUCUAAAUGGAGAGCUGGAGAGGCUGGCCAGCCUUCUGCCCUUCCCAGAGGAGGUCACCACCAGCCUGGACAAACUCUCCAUCCUCCGCCUAAGUGUCAGCUACCUCCGGGCCAAGAACUUCUUCACUGUAGCCCUGAAGAACUGUACUUGCAACGGAGAGCUGGCCAAUGGUGGUAGCGAUGACAACGACAAAGCCACGGGAUUGGCCAAUAGUUGGCUGCCUGAAGGCGAACUCUUGCUGCAGGCUCUGAAUGGCUUCAUCCUGGUGGUCACUAAUGAUGGGACCAUUUUUUACUCCUCUCACACCAUCCAGGAUUACCUGGGCUUCCACCAGACUGAUGUUAUGCACCAGAGUGUGUAUGAGUUGGUUCAUACUGAGGACCAGCAGGAGCUGAGGAGUAACCUCCACUGGGCCCUCAACCCACCUGACAUUGUGGCCCCUGUGACCCCACUGGGAGAGACCCCCUCAGAUGCGGAGCCGGACAGCAGCACUACUGCCACUGUGACCUAUAACCCUGAGCAGCUCCCCCCAGAGAACUCCUCCUUCCUGGAGAGGAACUUUGUGUGUCGCUUCCGAUGCCUCCUGGACAAUUCCUCUGGCUUCCUGGCCCUAAGUCUGCAGGGCCGGCUGAAGUUCCUGCAUGGUCAGAACCAGCGCCAGGAUAACGGGGGCAAGGCGCCCCCCCAGCUGGCCCUGUUUGCCAUCGCUACGCCCCUCCAGCCCCCCUCCAUCCUGGAGAUCAGGACCAAGAACAUGAUCUUCAGAACCAAACACAAGCUGGACUUCACCCCCAUGGCAUGUGACGCAAAGGGGAAAAUUGUGCUUGGGUAUACUGAAGCUGAACUUCGGGUGCGAGGUUCCGGCUAUCAGUUUAUCCAUGCAGCGGAUAUGUUGUACUGUGCUGAGAACCAUGUCCGAAUGAUGAAGACAGGAGAGAGCGGUCUGACCGUGUUCAGACUCCUCACCAAGGACAACUGCUGGAAGUGGGUCCAGGCCAACGCCAGGCUGGUCUACAAGAACGGCAAACCAGACUACAUCAUCGCCACGCAGAGGCCUCUGAUGGAGGAGGAAGGGGGCGAGCACCUAUGUAAACGAUCCAUGCACCUCCCCUUCACCUUUGCGACGGGAGAGGCCCUGCUCUACCAGUCUAACCACCCAAUUGCACGCUUCAACGACGGUGCCCAGGGCUCUGAGAAUAACGUCAGCAAUUCCAAGAAGGGACGGACUGACAGGGUCUCCAGGGAUGGCCUGGACCCAGGCUCCCUCUUGGGGGCGCUGAUGAGUCAGGAUAAGUCUGUGUACGUCUGCCAGCCAGCCCUGGAGCCCAAGCUGUCCUUCCACAGCAGCCUGUUUGGGGACCGGGUCGGCCUCUCUGACUCCGACCCCACUGCUUUGCUCCAGGGCUGGGAUGAGUCAUCCAAUGGUGUAGUGGGUCCGGGUUUUCCAGAGCCGGCGUCAAGCUUUGAUCCACUGCUGGCAACCCUAGACUCCCUGUCCCUGGAGGGUCAGGGGGGUGUGGUGGACAGGGAAGGGGACAGAGGCAACGGGGAGGCCUGUUCCAAUGGGGAGCUUUUUGGGGCUCUGGAGGGCCUGGGGCUGAGCGCCGAGGACCUGGAGCUGCUGCUGCUGGACGAAAGGAUGAUCCAGGUGGAGAUGGACCCUGAGCGGAUUCCUACCCUGGAUGACCUGCUGACCAACGACGAAAUCCUCUCCUACAUCCACGACUCCCUGGAGUCAAAGACAGACGCGGCAGAGGACGGGAGCCAGGUGCCCUCCACAAUCCCGGGAACAACUGCCCCAAUAACGACGACAACAACAACAAAGGCACCUGUUGAAAGUAAUCCCACUUCUGCCACCAAUGUGCACUCUCAAUACCUUCCUCAUAAGUCUUCCGUAGUGGGGCAGGCACCCAUAGUUCAGCUUUCCCAGAAGAUGCAGCAGUACCUCAGCAUGCGACCAGGGGUGGUGGUCCAAGACUGGGCCCAGCAUAACAAUCACCUGCCCCAUCCUGUGGUGCAUGGACUCCAGGGGCAGAGUCAGCCCAUACACAAUGGACAAUGGACAUCCCAGCACAUUCUAGCCAGUACAGAGGUCCCGGUUGACCACUGUCACACCCCCCAGUCUCUGUUCAAUGGAAUGGCGUCAGAGCCGGAUGGGGAUCUUCACCGGCGGCAAGCCGACCAGCACCAACACUACCUCCAGCAGCAUCAACAGCAGGACAUAGUCCAGAGCCAGCUCCCUCUGCGCCAUGCCAAACAGCCGGACGCCAAUCUCAACGGAGUGUAUGGCAUUCCAAACACACACACAGAGCAUCACCCAGCUGGUAAACAGCAGUGGCAGGACUACAGCUACAGCCACCUUGGGGAAACCACCCUGAACAGCAACCCCUGCCUCAGCAAUGGCCACAUACCUCCCGUCACACACACCACCGUAGACGCUUGUAUGGAUUUCACUAUGGCUGAUAAUCCCAGCAUGGAUUAUAUCAUCAACGAAUGCUCGUAUGGGGGGAACGAGGAGCAACAGGGGACAGAGGCCGCCGUUUCAUCCUACCAGAGGAUGAACCACAAGCAGCAGCAGCAGGAGCAGCUGCCCCCUCCCUUGGCUCAGGUGCUGUCCAGCCUCUCGCAGUGCCCUCCGCCAAACGCUACCCUGGAGCAGAUCCUGGGGGUUGGACAGUCCUACAGACAGCUGCCCUCACAGGAGGCCUAUGACAUGGUAACCUCUGACAUCCCUCACGACCCCAACCACAGUAAGAUGGAAAAUGGCUGCAUUUUUAACGGGGCCUACUCAGGAGGCUGUGUUCUGCCCAAUGGGAAUGGUGUGGUGCCCUCUAACGGCCAGCUCCCCUGCCCUGACACUUUAUCCAGCCUCCCUGAUGCCCAGUCCUCAGGCUUUUACCUCUGACUGGGGACCACCAGGGGACACUGACUGACUGACUCAAGGAGGGUCACAACCACCCAUCCUACCACUGGACCAGCCUUGUACUGUACAACUAGUUGAUACCAUGGAUCAAAAACAAGACAUAGGCCUAAAUGUUUUCAGUACUUUUUGUUUUGUUUGAUGUUUUAUAAUAACAUAAUUAUCAUUUGAGUCCUUUGUUUAUAAUAUGCUGUCAGAGCGCUAAAGUUUAGUUUUAUUACGUUUUUUUUAAAUAACACAGAGAAGUAAAUGAGAGUCUUUUAACUGUUGUUUCUGUGUUUUUCAUGUAAAAAAAAAAGCAUUCUCUUUUUCCUCCCAUUUGAAGUACAGCAUGGUAAUUGGUAGUCAAGGAGACACUACCUACCCCAGCAUGUAUAGAUGCUAAUGGCACCAUCAUCUUUAUGAUUUGUGACACAUGACAUCAUCAUCAGUGUUACGAGUUGUCAUACAAUAGGAAUGUAACUUUCAAAUACAAAGGUCAAUGCUCAAGUUUACUUGUAAUGGGUAAUGUAAUGAAUUGUCUUAGAAAAUGAGAUACGUGAUGUCAAGUAAAAAAAGGUUUAAAAAAGGUUUAGAAUAUCUGAAUUUGGUCUACAAUAUCCUGCACUUUAUUUCAACCACCCACUGAUGCUGAUACGGAAGUCGGUCGGGGAUACCAGGGUUAUUUAGGUCGGGAUACCAGGGUUAUUUAGGUCGGGGAUACCAGGGUUAUUUAGGUCGGGGAUACCAGGGUUAUUUAGGUCAGGGAUACCAGGGUUAUUUAGGUCAGGGAUACCAGGGUUAUUUAGGUCAGGGAUACCAGGGUUAUUUAGGUCGGGGAUACCAGGGUUAUUUAGGUCGGGGAUACCAGGGUUAUUUAGGUCGGGGAUACCAGGGUUAUUUAGGUCAGGGAUACCAGGGUUAUUUAGGUCAGGGAUACCAGGGUUAUUUAGGUCGGGGAUACCAGGGUUGUUUAGGUCGGGGAUACCAGGGUUAUUUAGGUCAGGGAUACCAGGGUUAUUUAGGUCAGGGAUACCAGGGUUACUUAGGUCCAUUUUUUUUUUUUACGUUUUAAUAUUUAAGGUGGCUGUUACUGAUGUAUGUUGGAGAAUGUGUAACAAUAAUUGUCAUUUUUUUGUAAAAACAAAUGGUAUUAUAUUUCAGGUGAUGGGUUGAUGUCCUCACAGGCACAUACACUUCUAUACAAUUGUCAUAAUAAUAUUUAUUUCACUUGAAUUAUCCUUUUGAUGUUGUCAUUGACAUCUUGUACCUCUGGGUUAGAGCUUGUCCAAUACUAAAGUCAACUGUGACUGAACUAGCAGAAGACCUCAGUAUUUAUUUAUUUUACAACAAUUACAUUUUCAUCAAUUGUCAUUCAUGUCCUCUAACAUACAAUACAUUAGAGGGUAACAUCUUGGUGAGAGAGGAAGUAUAUUGUCAGAAUCUAUAGGUUUCCAACAACUAUUCCGGUCUUAAGAUGACGAUCUAAUGACAGUUCACUGACCGAUUUGUAAACAUUGAAAACCAAACGUGAGUAUUAUAAGGUCUCUUCUGGAAGGAUACAAUUUUGAAUGUUUUAUGUAAAUAGUAAAUGAUUGGGAAGUAAUGCUGAAUAGAAGUGUGUCAUCAUGAAGAUGCUAAAAAGAGAUUUCUCCUUGUAGUUGUUACGAUAAUUAUUGUCAUUAUUAUUGUUAUCAUUAUGAGUUUUAAGUUGAAAUGUGAUACAAGUGGUUACAUGUUUUCAGAAUCAACUUGGUUACUUUCCCAUUUCUUUUUUUUACCAUGAAAAUGUUUGAUAUAUUUAACAUGAUUGAUGUGACCUAUUAACAAUGUGAUAAAAAAAAAAGUGUACAUUAAAACAAACAAUGGUUUUGAGAAAUACAGGUAUGUAAUUAGGUUCUGUGUCAUUUCACUUGUUUUAAGCACUAUUUUUUUUUAAACACACUGCUGCUUCAACUCUUGUAUUGACUCAGUUUUGAUUGUACAUAUACUGUACUUACUCUCAUGUCACUCUUCUGAGAUUACAAAAUUGUGCCAUACUACUGACACUCAAGGGAUUUAAUGUUUCGAGAACUUUAUUUUGUCUUUUACGUAGUCACAUUGAAUUGACAUGAACAUGCUAACAGGAGCAGGUGCAGAUGUUAUGAUGAUAGAAAAUGGAUACAUUUUUACCCAUGUCCUUUGACCGCUUUUUUGAAAUGUAUCCCUUUGGUCCUUUGAAAUAAAGGAUUUCUGCAAUCACA
This is a messenger RNA of Oncorhynchus mykiss (rainbow trout), 5932 nucleotides long. Its product is annotated as aryl hydrocarbon receptor. Gene Ontology annotation, molecular function: transcription cis-regulatory region binding; protein dimerization activity; nuclear receptor activity. The record is from RefSeq and is a predicted model, not a curated record. Lineage: Eukaryota; Metazoa; Chordata; Actinopteri; Salmoniformes; Salmonidae. Gene Ontology annotation, cellular component: aryl hydrocarbon receptor complex; nucleus. Gene Ontology annotation, biological process: xenobiotic metabolic process; response to xenobiotic stimulus; regulation of transcription by RNA polymerase II.